UGUGUUUGCAGUAACAGUCACGUGAUGAUCGUUCUCAAGAAAGCCACUUUUGGCUAGUCGGAUCGAUCAGGUCAGAUCAACACGUCCUGCGCGGCGGCCCAAUGGCCACUACCCUUCUGUCCUAUGUGGUCUUCCUCUCAGGGGACCCGAAGUGCCUCGCACCACACCUGAGUUGGGAGGGAGUUAUCUGAUUGCCCUCUAGAGCCCGAUCUGGCUUAGUUUCCUGACAUCUCCGUAUCUUUGGUCCAGACACGGAGACUGUUCGCGCGCCAAGACCAAGCUUCUUUGUUGGACUGGACAAAGAACUAGACCGUGGAAACGAACAGCAUAAAGAGGGGGAGAGAAUCUUCUAUUUCCAGCCGACACCUUGAACAUCAUACCACGUUUGUGCUCAAGUCCUCUAUUCCAAGAACAUGGAAACAAAACUCACCUCCGAAGCGUUGUCGCCAUCCCUUCCCCGAUCAGACUCGACCACGGCGGAGCCCUCUGCUCACGCUGAGCCGUUCGAAACGCUGACACCUGCUCAUCUAGAACAAGAUCCUACUGAUGUCGACUCUGCGUACGCCGAGAGUCCCGAAGAUGCGACCGAAAGCUUGUCGCUGUCAAUGCUUGAUUAUAGGUUUGAGCAUGGGCGACGCUACCAUGCUUGGCAUGAUGUCGCAUACUGGGGUCCAAACGAUGAGCAAGCUCAGAAACUACAAGAAAUAUCGCACCACAUGUAUUAUAUAACUUUUGACGAGCGUCUGUUUCUGGCACCGGUAAUUAACCCACAGGCGAUCCUCGAUGUAGGAACUGAGAUGUCGCCGAUGCGUUCCCAGCCGCUAGAGUUACUGGGUUGGAUCUUUCGCCCAUUCAACCCACAUUUGUCCCUCCGACCUGCUCGUUCGAAAUAGAUGACGUAACCAUGCCAUGGACGUAUGAUGCGGAACAAUUUGACUUGAUCUACGUCCGCGAGAUGUUCGGCUCGAUACCUGAUUGGGAUGCGUUUCUCCGNCUA
Messenger RNA from Aspergillus calidoustus, 997 nucleotides. The record is from the annotation of a GenBank genome assembly. NCBI's taxonomy places the organism in Eukaryota, Fungi, Ascomycota, Eurotiomycetes, Eurotiales, Aspergillaceae.